AUGUUUCGAGCUUAUCAAAAAAGCGCUGAUAUCGACGAAGAUCUUGCCAAAGCAAAUGAGCUGGGACUAACAUGUGUGAAAUUGAUGCAGUCGUUGCUGGAAUGUAUGAUGCGCCAGUCAGAAAAAGUGGAGCAGUUUAAAUUACAUCAACGAAAGAAUGAUGCGCUUCACGCGAAGUACUCAGCACGAACGAAGAGCACAGUGGUGGGCGACGGCGAGUGGGGACAUCUCCAGAUCGAUGCCAUAUCCCUCUUCCUACUUACAUUAGCCCAAAUGACUGCAUCCGGUUCGUUUUCGCGGACUAUUGUUCGUAACUUCGACGAAGUGGCAUUUGUGCAAAAUCUUGUUUAUUACAUCGAAGUUGGCUACAGAACGCCGGACUAUGGCAUUUGGGAGCGUGGUGAUAAGACAAAUCAGGGAAUCCGAGAGCUCAAUUCGAGUAGUGUUGGAAUGAUAAAAGCAGCUUUACAAGCGAUGAACGAUGUCGGAGACUUGUUUGGUGAUGGUUCGAAAGGAUCGGUUAUCCACGUACUACCUGACCAGAUCCAGCAGUGUUCCGCAGUGCUGUCUUCCAUGUUGCCGAGAGAAUCCUUCUCGAAGGAGACUGACCUGGCCCUUUUGACCGUCAUUUCGUAUCCAGCAUUUGCGAUGGAGGAACAGAGCUUAAUACAGCUUACGCGAGAAACAGUCAUUGAUACUCUGCUCGGACGUUACGGCUGUCGACGCUUUCUUCGCGAUGGAUAUAAAACACCCCUUGAGGAUCCAUCCAGAUUGUAUUACAAUAACGCUGAGCUGCAACAGUUCGAAGACGUUGAGUGUGAGUGGCCGUUGUCAGUCUGUUAUCUCUUGCUAGAUGCCAUGUUUUCACGCGACGAUACGAUGGUCGAACAUUACUGGUCACUUUUGGAGGAGGUUAGUUUUAUUCGAGACCGCCGAUUAAGUUCUGGUUUAGUGGUGAUCGUUGUUCUGCGUGGAGGUUUGCGAUUAGUGCCGGAGCUUUACAGAGUGCCAUAUGAGAAAGUUGCUAACGAAAAACGGCAACGUGGAACACAAGACAGAGAACCCGCUGGAGCUAUGUAA
Molecule: messenger RNA, 1080 nt
Organism: Gongylonema pulchrum
Lineage: Eukaryota; Metazoa; Nematoda; Chromadorea; Rhabditida; Gongylonematidae
Source: the annotation of a GenBank genome assembly